Molecule: messenger RNA, 1425 nt
Organism: Menidia menidia (Atlantic silverside)
Lineage: Eukaryota; Metazoa; Chordata; Actinopteri; Atheriniformes; Atherinopsidae
Source: the annotation of a GenBank genome assembly
AGACUGGCAGCCAUGCUGACCAGCUUUAUUGAAGGUCUCCUCUGCUGCCUCACCUCAAAAUCAGCCAACACUGUGGUUCCUGUGGAAACCUCAGAACCCGCCGACGGCUACGAGUUCGUGGAGGUAAAACCAGGCCGGGUCCUGCGGGUUCGACACAUCAUUCCUGACAGGUCCAUGGUGGAGGAGCCUACUCAGGGUGGCAGCGUUAGCUGCAAGAGAAAGAUCACUGUGUACCGAAAUGGUCAGCUGUUCAUUGAGAACUUGGGUGAGAGGGCCAGUCCAGAGCUGAAAACCUGCCCGAAUGGAGAGACGCAACCAAACAGCACAGUGGAGGUGGAACUGACGGACUGUCGUAACUCCUCGACGCCUGUGAACAUUCCCGAGCCCCGCGCCGACUCCGUCUCCGCUGGAAACAACGGAGCAUCUGAGACGGGGGCGGCAGGAGAGGCCCCCGCUGCCGGACAAACUGACCAGCAGCCCAGGAAGCGGAGGCGGAAACCCAAACGCACUGUGGUCAUUGACUGUGAGAGGAAGAUAUCAGCCUGUAAGGGGACACAUUCAGACCUGGCUUUGUUCUUCAUCCAUGGGGUGGGAGGCUCGCUAGAUAUCUGGGGAAGCCAGCUGGACUUCUUUUCCCAUCUUGGCUAUGAGGUGAUUGCCCCGGACCUGGCAGGCCAUGGAGCCAGUUCAGCUCCACAGAUAGCAGCAGCAUACACUUUCUACGCCCUGGCAGAAGACAUGAGACUGAUCUUCAAGAGAUAUGCGCGGAAGAGGAAUAUUCUUAUUGGACAUUCUUAUGGUGUGUCGUUCUGUACGUUCCUGGCCCAUGAGUUCCCUGACCAGAUUCAAAAGAUGGUGAUGAUCAACGGUGGCGGUCCCACAGCCCUUGAGCCCAGCCUGUGCUCCAUCUUCAACCUUCCCACCUGUGUUCUUCACUGCCUCUCCCCACUGCUGGCCUGGAGCUUUCUCAAGGCUGGCUUUGCUCGGCAGGGAGCCAAGGAGAAGCAGUUGCUGAAAGAGAACAAUGCCUUCAAUGUGUCGUCAUUCGUGUUGCGUGCCAUGAUGAGCGGGCAGUACUGGCCUGAGGGGGACGAGGUUUACCACGCUGAGCUCACCGUGCCUGUCCUGCUGGUUCACGGGAUGCACGACAAGUUUGUCCCUGUUGAAGAAGACCAGCGGAUGGCAGAGAUCCUCCUAAUGGCGUUCCUCAAGGUCCUGGAAGACGGUAGUCACAUGAUCAUGAUGGAGUGCCCCGAGGCAGUCAACACACUCUUGCAUGAAUUCUUCCUCUGGGAACCUAUCACCAUUCCACCACCAAAGAAAGAGCCCAAAAACCGUCCAGAAACUGCCAAAGCUCACAGUGACAGCGCUAAGGCUAUAUCUGAGCCCGCCAAGGUCCGGCCUGCAACGGCCAGGCAAAUCUGA